This is a messenger RNA of Didymosphaeria variabile, 246 nucleotides long. RefSeq lists its product as uncharacterized. Bases 1 to 246 code for a protein of 81 amino acids. The transcript is spliced from 2 exons. NCBI's taxonomy places the organism in Eukaryota, Fungi, Ascomycota, Dothideomycetes, Pleosporales, Didymosphaeriaceae. The record is from RefSeq and is a predicted model, not a curated record.
AUGAUAGGAAGUGACAUCAAAAAGACUCGGUCAGAGUCUGCUGCGUCUGUCCAGGUCGGCACUUCAAAUGCAUACAACGUCGCAGAGACUGAGGAGAUUAAGAAGACGACGAUGGUGGAUGUCGAUGAUGAGAUCCUCAGAAGGAACGGCCAUGAAGCGGCCCUCGAGCGCCAGUUUAGUUGGAUCAGCGCUCUGGGCUUAGGGUUUUCCAUCACAAACUCAUGGGUCGGAUACCUGCCCGGAUAG